Molecule: messenger RNA, 1042 nt
Organism: Melanotaenia boesemani (Boeseman's rainbowfish)
Lineage: Eukaryota; Metazoa; Chordata; Actinopteri; Atheriniformes; Melanotaeniidae
Product: homeobox protein otx5-like
Exons: 3
Coding region: 136-1026 (296 amino acids)
Biological process (GO): regulation of transcription by RNA polymerase II; multicellular organism development
Cellular component (GO): nucleus
Molecular function (GO): RNA polymerase II cis-regulatory region sequence-specific DNA binding; DNA-binding transcription factor activity, RNA polymerase II-specific
Source: RefSeq, a predicted model, not a curated record
GAAAGAGAGCGAGAGAGAGAGGUGGAGAGAGGAAGAGACACCCCCUGGAAACUAGUGAGGAGAGCCGGCCCCCGGUCUGAGUAAAGGAGAGAGAGAGUGAGGGAGUGAGGGAGUGUUUUAAAGCCGUCAGGAGGCAUGAUGUCCUACAUUAAGCAACCCCAUUACGCCGUGAACGGGUUAACGCUGUCCGGCCCGGGCAUGGAUCUGCUCCACUCCGCCGCCGUUGGAUAUCCCAGCACCCCACGUAAACAACGUCGGGAGCGCACCACCUUCACGCGCGCACAACUGGACAUCCUAGAGGCUCUGUUUGCCAAAACCCGCUACCCAGACAUCUUCAUGAGGGAGGAGGUGGCCCUGAAGAUCAACCUGCCGGAGUCUAGAGUCCAGGUUUGGUUCAAGAACCGCCGUGCCAAAUGCCGGCAGCAGCAGCAACAGAGCACAGGCCAGUCCAAACCACGACCCCCUAAAAAGAAGGCAUCCCCUGCCCGCGAGGCCACCACCGAGGCCAGUGCCAACCCCACCAAUGGACCCUACAGCCCUCCACCACCACCUCCAGGCACCGCCAUAACUCCCAGCUCCAGCUCUGCUAGUGCCACCGUCUCCAUCUGGAGCCCAGCCUCUAUCUCUCCUCUGCCAGACCCCCUGUCUGCCUCCACCACCCCCUGCAUGCAGCGCACCACCACCUACCCCAUGACCUACACCCAGGCGCCGGCCUACAGUCAGAGCUACGCAGGCUCCUCCUCUUACUUCACCGGCCUGGACUGUAGCUCCUACCUGUCUCCCAUGCACCCACAGCUGUCUGGCACCGGAGGAGCCCUGAGCCCCAUCACAGCCUCCUCAAUGGGCGGGCCCCUCAGCCAGUCCCCUGCCUCUCUGUCCUCCCAGGGCUACACAGCCGCCUCACUGGGCUUUGGAGCUGUCGACUGUCUAGACUACAAAGACCAAGCUGCCUGGAAGCUCAAUUUCAAUGCCGCUGACUGUCUGGACUACAAAGACCAGAACUCCUGGAAGUUCCAGGUCUUGUAAAUAACAGGAAGUGGAA